Panonychus citri (citrus red mite) is the source of this 1993-nucleotide messenger RNA. RefSeq names its product signal recognition particle receptor subunit alpha homolog. Gene Ontology annotation, biological process: SRP-dependent cotranslational protein targeting to membrane. The annotation marks the transcript as partial. The record is from RefSeq and is a predicted model, not a curated record. Gene Ontology annotation, molecular function: ATP hydrolysis activity; signal recognition particle binding; GTP binding. The transcript has 3 exons. Lineage: Eukaryota; Metazoa; Arthropoda; Arachnida; Trombidiformes; Tetranychidae. Gene Ontology annotation, cellular component: signal recognition particle receptor complex; endoplasmic reticulum membrane.
CGUGGCAACUGUUUGGGUUUUGAUGACUGGAGAGUCAAUAGAUUUAAUUAAUUUUCCCUCUUUGCCUAAUUUUGUUUUUCUCCAAAUUGUUAUUCUCAUUUAUAUUUUUUAAUUGUUCUUACAAUUAACUCUGUGAUCAACUGUGAUAUUUACACUCCAAACGGUUUGUAUGAUUAGAUCUGUGGUCAUCUACUAUUGAUUGGAUUUUUCUCUCUCUCUUGUUGUAAUAUUUAUGUGUAAUUGUAUUCUUCUGGUUAUUGAUUGGUAAUCAUCAUCAUCUUUGGGAAGAUGUUGGACUUUUUUGUAAUCUUUUCUAAAGGAGGAAUUGUCCUCUUUGCUACAGUAAAUCAGGCAAUCUCUCAUGUUGUCAAUAAAUUGAUUAAACAUGUUAUCCUUGAGGAGAGACGGGAUGAAUUUACUUGUGACAAUUUGGCUUUAAAAUAUCAUCUUGACAAUGAAUUUGACCUGGUAUUUGUGGUCGGCUAUCAGAAGAUGUUAUCAUUAUCUUAUGUGGAUAAAUUUCUUGACGAUAUUCAACUUGCUUUUCGUGAUAAAUUUACGGAUUAUGAUUUGAGGAAGAUACUAAAAUCUAAAGGGAUACAACAACAGGCCUCAACUUUAGAAAGCCUUGUAUCAAAUUCAUCUUCAUCUGUAACUUCAUCCCAAUCAUCACCAUCGUUGUUAUCGUUAAAUCUUGUUGAUUUUUAUCAUGAAUAUAAAACUAUUUAUACACGAUGCUGUAAACAACAGCAAAAUAUACCUCAACCUGAGAUGCGAUCUUUUCAACAGUCCGCUAAAUCUCAGAAGACGGUUAAAUCGAUGAUCAUCUCUUCGAGCAAAUUUUCGGUUGCACCUCCGCCAACACCCGUUGUCGUGCCCAAGGUUGACCCAAAACCCGAAGCUAUUCCAAUUUUGUCUAAACUUUCUCCUCGAGGUGUUCGACCUGAGAAACCCAAGAAAGAAAAGGCCAAGCCUAUUGCUAAAGGGAAGAAAACUAAGGAGGCUCGACAAUGGGAACUUGGUGGUAAGAACGCCGAAGAUUUGGACUUUAGUAAAAAAGAGAAUGGAGAUAUGGAGAAUGUUUCUUCCAUUGCAAAGAAUAUCGCUUCAGGUGAUAUGGGUGCCACUAUUGAAGAAUGCGAUGUUGAACCAGACCUCGAGUUCGAGUGUAGUGACGAUGAAGAGGAAGAAGAGGAAGACAUUGAAAUUUCCACUUCCACCAAUAAAAAGUCUUUCUUUGGUUCUCUCAUCAAAAGCAUGUCCAUCAACAAGGCAUUAACACGAGCCGAUUUGGAUCCGAUCUUGAAUCAACUUCGUGAUCACCUAAUAUCCAAAAAUGUUGCCUCGGAAAUUGCAAGUAAAUUAUGUGACAGCGUCGCAACCAAAUUGGAGGGACAAAAUGUCAACACUUGGAUUGGUUUGAAAUCAUUUGUUCGCAAUGCACUUGAGGAAUCUAUGCUUCGAAUCCUCAGUCCAAAUCGUAAUCUAAACAUUCUUCGAGAUAUUCAGGCCAAAUCGAUUCUACCCUAUGUAAUUGUUUUCUGUGGGGUCAAUGGUGUCGGUAAAUCAACCAAUUUGGCGAAAAUUGCAAACUGGCUUGUGGUUAAUGACAAUAAAGUUUUAAUUGUCGCUUGUGACACUUUCCGUGCUGGUGCAAUUGAACAACUUCGUACCCAUGUUACCGCUUUGAAGACAAUCCAUGAGAGAGAUGGUAAAAAGAAGGUCGAUCUUUAUGAGAAAGGUUAUGGAAAAGAUUCUGCCGCCAUCGCAAUGGAGGCAAUCAAUUAUGCUCGAACCGCUGGUUAUACAGUGUGCCUUGUUGAUACAGCGGGCCGAAUGCAAGACAAUGAACCUUUGAUGAAACAAUUGGCCAAAUUGAUUAAAAUCAACGAACCCGAUCUAACCCUUUUCGUUGGUGAAGCCUUGGUUGGUAAUGAAGCCGUUGACCAAUUGGGUAAAUUUAACACUGCUUUGCUGGACAAUGGGUGUCGUG